This is a messenger RNA of Theileria annulata, 1032 nucleotides long. RefSeq lists its product as uncharacterized. Gene Ontology annotation, biological process: vesicle-mediated transport. The transcript is spliced from 3 exons. The record is from RefSeq and is a predicted model, not a curated record. The coding region runs from base 1 to 1032 and encodes 343 amino acids. Gene Ontology annotation, cellular component: membrane. NCBI's taxonomy places the organism in Eukaryota, Apicomplexa, Aconoidasida, Piroplasmida, Theileriidae.
AUGGGUUUCCAGAAGAAUUCGGCUUUAAUUUCUAUGAUGGAUAAUGAGAAUCACUGGUUAUUGGACAUAGACGACCCAUGUGACAAGUCCCUGUCCACGACACCUACAGAUUCUGAAACUAACUUUGUCAACCAUUCGAUACGUACCAACACUAAAAAUUCUGGUUUCACUAAUUCCGUUACCAAAGAUACGAAUUCCUUUACUACUGAGUAUACCUCAGAUUAUUCUACUGAUUAUAGUAAUGGAUAUAGUUCUGAAUAUAACAAUGGGUAUUGUACGGAUUAUAGCAGAGAUUAUAGUGGCGCUAAUAGUGUUGAAUAUUUGGGAGGAAGUAUUGAUGACAGUACUCCAUUAUUUUCAGCAGAUCUCGAAACGAUUAGUUUGGAGAGUUACAUGUCAACGAUUUCUGAUUUGAACAGGGAAAUUGAGGAGUUUUCAAAGAUCGUACAGACUUUGGCACUGUUUAAGUAUUACAUUAAGAACCGAAAGCCGAACACUAAUGUGACUGAGUUGAACAAGCGGUUUAACUGCAUUUGCGCAGACUGUUCUGAGAAGAUUAGGAGAAUAGAGGACAGGCUAAAGAGGAUAAAUUAUGAAAACCACUACGUGUUAGUUAAUAGAAAGAGACUUGAAUUACCAUAUUCUGAGGUCAGAAACAGGUUUAAUCUCCAGGACUCCUCAGUUAAGAAGCUGAGAAUUCUAAUUGACACAUUCAACACUGUGAUUAGGGAAUAUACAAAUUUAUCGAAAAAAUUACUCUCAAAUUCUAAUAAAACUAUGGUAACUGGUAUAAAUCAGACUGACUCACAGGAUGAUAAAACAUUAUUAAAUGAAAUGAAUGAUAGAGUUAAACAAAUUGAAUUACUCGAACAAAGUGCUAGAGAUUUGAAUGAUUUGUUUAUUGAUUUGGGUAAUAUAAUAAAGAAGAGAGGAGACAAUAUUUCAAGUUUAGAAAAUGAAAUUUUAUUAUCCUCAGAACAAAUAGGUAAUAGAUUAAUAUUAAUUCUUAUGAUAAAUUAUUCUUUUAGAUAA